GCAGGCGCAGUGGAUCGCGGCUGUGAGCUGAGGUGGACUUCUUUUCCUCUGUCUGUUUGGAAGAAGCGGUUCAGGAGCCGGAGCUCAGCGAUAAAGAAACGUGUCAGACAGCCGCUUGGAAGCCACGAUGAUCCGGAUAACUGCCUUCCUGGCCCUGCUGGUGGUCGCCUGCUCGGGAGAGAGCUGCACCGACCCAGUGAUCUUCCCCUCGGCCUACACCACCUCUGACGCCGUCAUCUCCUCAGAGUCUGUGUUCAUCGUUGAACUCAGCCUGACUUGUGGCAACGGAGCUCAGAGUGUGACUCUGUAUGCUGAUGUCAAUGGAAGACAGUUCCCUGUGACCAGAGGCCAGGAUGUCGGAAAGUACCAGGUGUCCUGGAGCAUGCCUCACAAACAGGCCAGCUCUGGAACUUAUCCGGUCAAAUUCUUUGACGAGGAGUCCUACAGUGCCCUGCGCAAGGCCCAGAGAAACGACGAAGACGUAAAUGCCAUUCAGCCUCUGUUCUCCAUCAACAUUGACCACAGGGGUGCGUGGAACGGCCCAUGGGUGGCCACUGAGGUGGUGGCUGGCCUCAUCGGUAUCUUGUUUUACUACAUGGCCUUCAGUGCCAAGAACACCAUCCAAGCAUAACGGGACCCGCAGUCACUGGGUGUUUAAAGACUGAAUUGUGGAGGAUCAAUGAUUCAUCAUCCAGUGUUGUGGCGAGCCGGAAGGAGUUUGCCACUUGAAUUUGCGUCGGGAUGAGGAAUAAGAGGAGCGGUCUUUGUGUUGUUUUAUUCAGACUGUGUCUGUAUGCCAUCUGUCUUGUGACUUAACAGUUUUUGCAGGAGUUUGUCCUGUCAGUAUGGAUGGAAUUUUGUAAUUUUUCGGGGCUUAAAUUCAAACUAAUAAACUUGGACCACGUGAACAAAUACAACAAA
Platichthys flesus (European flounder) is the source of this 921-nucleotide messenger RNA. RefSeq names its product signal sequence receptor, delta (gene ssr4). The transcript has 6 exons. The coding region runs from base 128 to 631 and encodes 167 amino acids. Gene Ontology annotation, cellular component: endoplasmic reticulum; endomembrane system; membrane. Lineage: Eukaryota; Metazoa; Chordata; Actinopteri; Pleuronectiformes; Pleuronectidae. The record is from RefSeq and is a predicted model, not a curated record.